AUGACCUCGCGCAUCCCUCCCUCCGUGUCUGCCUCCGCCCGCCCAUCCUUUUCAGCCCGCCGUCUUUCCAGGCGCCUAUCUACUGUCUCCAGCAUCGAACAUGGAGAUCACGUCCCACCUGUCACUCCCGCCGAGCAGAUUAUUACAGAGGAGAUCGCGGAGAUAAAGCGCUAUGAAGAUUUCACCACCAUAGAUUGGGUUCAAGAUGCCGCCCAAGAACAAAUACGCAGGAAAGCCAGGCGGAAAGAGAGCAGGUUCUUCGACCGAGACGGAGUCUUAGGAUGGCGUCGCAAGAUUUGGGAGGCUUAUGAUGCCGCCCAAGCAUGGAUUGUCAUUACUCUCGUGGGAAUAGUCAUCGGUCUCAAUGCCGCGGCUCUCAACAUCAUCGCCGAAUAUCUGUCAGAUGUUAAACUGGGGUACUGCACGACUGCCUGGUAUCUUAAUGAAGGCUUCUGCUGCUAUGGCGCCGAGGGUGGUUGCGAUGAAUGGAAGAGAUGGACUUCAUUUACCGUGGCCAACUACUUCAUAUAUGCUUGCUUCGCCGUCAUUUUCGCAUUUGUCUCUGCAUUUCUCGUCAAAUCAUACGCUCCAUAUGCUGCAGGAUCUGGCAUUUCAGAAAUCAAGUGCAUCAUAGCCGGGUUCAUCAUGAAAGGGUUCCUUGGAUUCUGGACUUUCUUGAUCAAAUCCAUCUGCCUACCACUUGCCAUCGCCUCGGGUUUAUCAGUUGGCAAAGAAGGACCAAGUGUGCAUUAUGCGGUAUGUGUUGGCAACGUCAUCUCUCGAUUCUUCAGCAAAUAUAAGAAAAGCGCAUCUAAAACGAGAGAAAUUCUGACAGCCACUGCUGGUGCCGGUGUUGCUGUAGCUUUCGGAAGUCCCAUUGGAGGCGUGCUUUUUUCCCUGGAAGAAAUGGCAUCACAUUAUCCCUUGAAAACACUCUGGAGAAGUUACUUCUGUGCUCUUGUGGCCACAGCCGUUUUGAGUGCCGUCAACCCCUUCCGAACUGGUCAACUAGUCAUGUUCUCAGUCAAAUACGACCGAGACUGGCAUUUCUUCGAGAUCGUCUUUUACGUCAUUCUGGGAAUCUUUGGAGGACUCUAUGGCGCUUUUGUCAUCAAGUACAAUCUGAUGGCUCAAUCUUUCAGAAAGAAAUAUCUUUCCAAAUAUGCCAUUCCAGAGGCAGUAUUUCUAGCAGGUGCUACCGCACUUCUUUGUUACCCGAAUAUGUUCCUCCGCAUCGACAUGACCGAAAUGAUGGAAAUGCUUUUUCGAGAAUGUGAAGGCGACUACGAUUACAAUGGGCUGUGUGAGGCCAAAAAUCGGUGGUCUCUUGUUGGCUCCUUGAUCGUUGCGACCCUUCUCCGAGUCUUCCUGGUCAUCAUAUCAUAUGGAUGCAAAGUACCUGCCGGCAUCUUUGUUCCUUCGAUGGCAAUUGGGGCUUCUUUCGGUCGAAUGCUUGGCAUAAUCGUACAAUGGUUGUAUGAGACAUUCCCAGACUCUCAAUUCUUCUCCUCUUGUCAACCUGACGUGCCCUGCAUCACCCCCGGUACAUAUGCAUUCUUAGGUGCAGGUGCAGCUCUGAGUGGAAUCAUGCACCUGACUAUCUCUGUUACGGUGAUCAUGUUCGAAUUGACUGGGGCAUUGACCUAUAUACUACCAACCAUGAUUGUGGUGGGUGUAACGAAAGCUGUUGGAGAUCGUUUUAGCAAUGCGGGUAUUGCUGAUCGAAUGAUCUGGUUCAAUGGCUUUCCGUUUCUCGAUAGCAAGGAGGAGCACUCUUUUGUCGUUCCCGUCUCGCAAGUUAUGACAAACCAUAUUAGUGUGCUCCCUGCAACGGGCAUGGAGGUCAAGGCUGUUCAAAAGCUACUCAAUGAUACAAGCUACUCAGGCUUCCCUAUCGUCGAAGAUACCGAGUCUAGGAUUUUGGUUGGAUAUAUUGGACGGACGGAACUCCAAUAUGCCAUUGACAGAGCCAAGAAGCAUAGUAUGCUUGCCUCGGACGCGAAAUGUAUCUUUUCAAGCGACCGAGAAGAUGAGGCCGAGACUGGAGCACCCCUCAGUCCCGCUGUUACAUUCGACUCUAUGGCAAUUCAAAAUGCCGAUUUCAGUUCCUUUGUCGAUUCGACACCCAUUUCUGUCCACCCUCGACUGCCACUAGAAACGGUUAUGGAGUUGUUCAAGAAAAUGGGCCCACGAGUUAUCCUGGUUGACCAUCACGGUCGAAUUGAAGGUCUCAUCACCGUAAAGGACUGCUUGAAAUAUCAAUUCAAGGUCGAGGCACAAGAACACCAAGCCACCGCCCUCCGAGACGAGAACGGACACUCUAACGAGAGACUAGUCGACAUUGUUCGACGAAUAGGCGACGCAGUUGCGGACAAACUCAAUAACCUCUCUCGUGGACGAUUAAAACUGGGCUCACGGGUGGCACAGGGAGGCUGGUCACGAGUGGCAGCAACCGAUGGUCAAGACGACUUUGCCAACGAUUAUAAUAAUGAGCAUGAGAUUCUGGAUGGCACGGAAGAUAUCACGGAACAUGGGGUUGAGAUGGACAGUAGGUGA
Molecule: messenger RNA, 2556 nt
Organism: Exophiala bonariae
Lineage: Eukaryota; Fungi; Ascomycota; Eurotiomycetes; Chaetothyriales; Herpotrichiellaceae
Exons: 1
Coding region: 1-2556 (851 amino acids)
Biological process (GO): intracellular copper ion homeostasis; transmembrane transport; intracellular iron ion homeostasis
Cellular component (GO): endoplasmic reticulum; plasma membrane; early endosome
Molecular function (GO): voltage-gated chloride channel activity
Source: RefSeq, a predicted model, not a curated record